AUGAUGCAGAACUUGGUGCUACCUAGAACACCCAUUGGUCAGGCCUAUUAUUCUCGGCAGCUCUAUAUGUAUGUAUUUGGAGUCGUUGUCCACCAUGGGAAGGGCAGUAAACAAGCCAUGGAGGAUGUCCAUCUUUACACCUGGAUGGAGCAUGAGAACAGGAAAGGGAGCAACAUGACUGCUUCUGCCUUGGACCACUGCUUCCGUGAAGAGUUGAGUGGUGCUGUUCACCGCGCCCAAAGGCUGCGACUGUUCAGCGAUUCUUGUUUUGGUCAGAACAAAAAUAUGAACCUGCUAAGCAUGCUGUUCGCCUUGAUGAAAGCGGAAUGUCCCGGGAUUGGAGCAGAGUUUGUGUUUCCUAUCAGGGGGCACAGUUUUCUGCCUGUGGAUCGUGUUUUUGGGAGGAUUGAGCAACAGAUACGGAGAAAGGACACCAUCCUCAUGCCAGAGGAGUAUUAUGAGAUCCUGCAAAAUCAUGGAAAGGUUCAUAUCUACGGGCAACACUGGCAGGCUUAUGAUUUCAAGGAGGAGACCAGGGCUUUUGUAAAGGCACAGAAGUCCUUUAAGUUAAGUGAAGCGAGAAUGCUGGAGCUGAAAAAUGGCAAGGUUGGGUUCAAGGCUGUGUAUAACGGUGAUUACUGCAUACACUCUGUUCUGAAGAGAGGGAAAACCUGGGCAAGCUUCAAGCCAGGUCAACUGGCCAAUGAAAGCACAGUGAAGGAAGCAAAGAGAAGAGACGUGCUGAACCUGCUGCGUGAAAUUGGUGCGAGCGAUGGUGUGCGUGCCUUUUACAGUGAUGCACUGUCACAGGUGAAUGUUGACAGUGACAGUUAUGAAGAAUAG
Molecule: messenger RNA, 843 nt
Organism: Knipowitschia caucasica
Lineage: Eukaryota; Metazoa; Chordata; Actinopteri; Gobiiformes; Gobiidae
Source: the annotation of a GenBank genome assembly